This is a messenger RNA of Alternaria viburni, 1236 nucleotides long. RefSeq lists its product as uncharacterized. The record is from RefSeq and is a predicted model, not a curated record. The transcript has 4 exons. Lineage: Eukaryota; Fungi; Ascomycota; Dothideomycetes; Pleosporales; Pleosporaceae. The coding region runs from base 1 to 1236 and encodes 411 amino acids.
AUGGAAAGCACUGCUAUCUCCUCAACCACGACCAUUGCUGUAUCGCACUUCCGCAACCCUCAGUUGAGCGCGGAAGGGCUUGCACCAGUGGAAACCGGCCACCCUACUAGUCAUGUCUCGAAGCGAAGUCUUUCGAGCCCUUAUGGGCCUGAACACAACGGCGAUGUUGGGGCAUGGCUCCUUGAUCAGAUCGAGGAUAGCCUUAACCCUUACGGCUCUCUUGAACAGGGCCGAGGAACGACUGGGCUGUCGUUCCCACUGGAAGAUACAGCGGACGAUUGGCACCUGGUCAACCUAUGGGGUUGCACAUCCGUCGUGGUCAUCUCCCGCAAACGCAUGUUUCUUACCCACAUCUGGGAAAAACCUUCCAUGGAACAGCCACAGCUUUUCCAAAGUGAGGUAUUGGAUGUUCUCCGAAAUGGCAGUCCGGAGUUUUCCCACCCUCUUACAGUUUUCACUGUGCCCGGCGAAGGCUUCGAAAACAUUGCAGAGAACAAAGUACGUGCGUUCAUCAUUACGCCGUAUAGAGACUUUGCUAUCAACCCGGCCAGUGACGACAUUAACUAUCCAUACGAAGUAGACAAGAUCAAAAAUCUGUUAAACAACAUCCUUGGACGGAAUGACGCAGUAAUCAUACCCUACUCUCCGGCUGAGGAAAAUAAUCGGGAUGAUCUGACCCCGAAAGGCAAGCUUUACAUUCAAUAUGACCCCGUGACAGCCGCUCGCGUACCAGCAGAAGGCGGUUGCAAUCAGCAGCAAGUUGCGGCGAUAGAGCUUUGGUUUGAGGAUGCUCCCACCUACCGUUAUAGAGACACAUGGCAGCCAUUCCCAGAUCAGGUUGUGCAGGCAAAGAAACGGUCCGUCGCAUCCAGUGGUAAAGACCUGCGCUUGCUCAGAGGAAGAGAGGUGACGGAUGCGGACGAAGCAGAGUGGAAAGACUUCGACCGUACCUACUCCUUCCACCUUCCAGACAACGAUCAGGCCGUCAUUGAGCGACUCAACCAGCGAAAAUCCAAGCCCACCGCCCUCGUCGAUAGCCAGAUCAUCACCAACUUCAAAGUCUUCUUUGACGUCGGAGACUCCGUUUCUUACGUGGAAACCGGCCCAGCCCAGCACGACGAAAACACCUUCAGCAGUGCCCAAGCCAUCCUCUGCAUCGCAAUCUCCGCCGCCACCUCAAACCGAGCCUCCGACGAAGGCAUUAUCGGUGAUCUUCCGGAACACAAAAGGCAAUGA